ACUACCCUCCCCAUCAUGCAAAAAAUUACACUUCCUAUCAUGCAAAACUACACUUCCCAUCAUGCUUUCUUGUAAAGCUGCUUUGUGCAUGCAAUCAGUCGAGGAAGACGCAAUUUCAGCUGAGAAGCAAAGAAUGGAGAGUGGAAUUGUGUUCCUGUGAUUUUUGGAAAGGAAACUAUCCAGGGGUCAAAGACAGGAUCCCAAUCCAGCCAUGAUGAGGAGCGAUUUCUCAGCGGCCCUGGCUGCAAUCGGUGGGCCUGGGGGUCUCUUGAGAAGCAGCGAGCCCCUUUCUCUCUCCCCAGUGGCCUCCCUCGCUGCUUCUUUCCUGGAGGAUGCUACUGAUCUUCUGGUGAUGCACAGAGAUUUCCCAGCUGCCCUGGAAAAAUGUGAAAAAGGCUGCCAGAGUCUCAUGGGCGAAUCCCAGAACGGAGAUCCCAACAGCUCCGAAGAACUGAAAUGCUCUUUAUGCAUUGUUGGUAUCCAGGCACUGGCUGAAAUGGACCGGUGGAGGGAUGUCCUUCCAUGGAUUCUUCAGUUUUACCAGGAUCCUGACUGCUGGCCUCCCAAAAUUCUAGAGCUGUGCAUUCUUCUACAUAGCAAAGUGGAAGAACCUCAGGUGAUGCUAGAAAUCGGCAGUGACUGGUUACAUUCCUCCAUGAACCAGCACCUGCCUAGUUAUGGACUCUUGGUUCAGUUGUAUCUCUUCCAUGUCCUAUUGCCACUUGGGCACUUUGCAGAGGCAGAAGUGCUGGUCCAAGGUUGCAAAGCACUGAGUGAGGAGCAGCACAUAGAAAUGCAUGAGAGCAUUGAGGAGAAAAGGCAUCAGUGGUUACGGCAGGAAGAAGAGUGCCUGAUUCCCGAGGCUCCACCAGAUGUGGCAUGGAAGCAGCAGUUCGGUUGGGUGUCCCAAAAGAUGUUGACAGUUUUGGCACAGCUGAGUAGAGUGCUAGGAUCCUUAGCAGGUCAGCUCUGUUCAAUUCCCUACAAAAAGACACUCUUGGCUGCGUUCAUGUUGUGUCUCAUCGUAGUGAGACUGGAUCCAGCCUCUCCAACUGCUCUGCCAUUCAUCUAUCGGCUACUUCAGCUUUUCCAUCAAGCCCGACUGGCGGUAUUUUCUUCACAUUUCCGGCCUCCUAUUCAAGACUAACUGACUUUACUGCUGUCUUUCUGAUGAAGAAACAGUGCUCAAUGGAGAACUAUGAAAAGCCAAACACAUCCACAGUCCAGUAAUGGUGUCUGUAUUGCUGUAGGGAGGGAGAGCACCUCAGGUGUUUUUUCAAGAAUAUAAUCUGGUUUGAUGGCACUAUAAAAAUUCUCUGUUCUAUUGAUUUUUUACUCCUCAAUGUGGGCUCAUUUCAACUUUACUAUCCAUUUGACUUACACUCCUAAAAGCAUCCUUAUUUAAUGGUAGGUUCUGUUGAGACUGGUGGGACUUACUUCCAAGUGAACAUUGGAUGAGAUUGUCGAAGGACUUACCUUCACAUCUCUUUAUUUGUAACACACCCUGUCUCCACUAAACAUUUUCUCUCUGGAGUUGUUAUUGCUGGCUCUGUAGCAUCCCAUGAUGUAUUAACUAUUACUAGAUAGUUUGAGCUGACAUUUGGCCUUGGCUUAGUGAUAGUGUGUGCUUUUUGCUCAUAGGGACAUAACCAGUGCUUUGGUGUGUGGACCAAGGGAGAGUGAUCGUGACAAGAAUGCUUUGUCUUUUUUUUUAUAUUGUCCAUUCAGUUCCUCUGUGAAGUUACCACUGUCCCACCAUCACCACCAGAGCAUCUUUGUUAAUGACAUCUCUGUGUAGCAAGGUGAAAGUAUAGCAGUACCUGACUUUCUGGUGUGGAAGUGAAGUGAUCGAUAAAGCUGCAAUUGCUUGACCUUUUCUUUGUCACGCAUAGCUGUUUUAAAGAAUAGGAUUAGUGCCAGGAAGAGAAAGAGGGAAACUAUUGUGGCCUUCCUCAGAUUAAUAAUACUGAUGCCAUCCUAAGCAUAGCUAGGACUUUGGUAGAAAAAGUGCUGUAAUCAUUAUAUAAAUAUGCUUGCUGAUUAUUUUUUAAAAUGGCUUGACAAAGGUAUGUUCUUUUGUUUUAGUUUGGGAGGAGCUUCCAAAGGGUAUGUUUUUAAAGACAGAAAUUUUAAAUGUGCCAUUGUUCAUACUCCCAUUUGGUGUAUAUUUAAAAUAAAUGCUUUUUUUAAAAA
Sceloporus undulatus (fence lizard) is the source of this 2193-nucleotide messenger RNA. It is a transcript of the gene PEX26, whose product is annotated as peroxisomal biogenesis factor 26. Gene Ontology annotation, molecular function: protein-containing complex binding; ATPase binding. The transcript is spliced from 6 exons. Lineage: Eukaryota; Metazoa; Chordata; Lepidosauria; Squamata; Phrynosomatidae. Bases 212 to 1147 code for a protein of 311 amino acids. The record is from RefSeq and is a predicted model, not a curated record. Gene Ontology annotation, cellular component: peroxisomal membrane; peroxisome. Gene Ontology annotation, biological process: protein import into peroxisome membrane; protein import into peroxisome matrix.